AUGGAAGGAGAUCGUAAAGAAUAUUGGAAAAAUAAAUAUAGACAGCUUUCAAGGGAAUAUCAUCAACUGGAAAAUGAGCACAAUCUGUUAAAACAAAACUACGAACUGUCACUACAAGGAAGGCUGCAAGAUGCUGAACAAAUCAAAUCACUGCGUAGAGAAACCAAAAAAUUAAAGAAGAUGCUAGCUCAGAGGGGAUUUAUUUUAUUAAAUUUAAAAUUAAUGAUUUUUCUGCUAAUAAUUUAAAAUGAUCACUUAUUUGCAAGUUCAAAAAAUUUAUGUUUUAGAAUCAAGCUAUCUAAAAUUGACAAAAAUGGUUGAAGCUUUAAUUAAAAUUAUUAUGGGUUUUGCUAUGAAUAGCCCCGUAAGGCCAUGAUUUCCCACGAAGUGGCAUUUUUUGUCUGACCUAAAAUUAAACCCCAUGAGCCAAUGACAGCUUUAUGGGCUAUCCCAGAAAAAACCGAUAAAUCUCGAAAUAUUCCAUAAAGCUAAUUUUAUAAUAAAUAAUUUUUAUCCACUAAUUAUUUCCCCCAAAAACAGAGGGAAUAAGGAAUUCUCAAGAACUUUCCCCUCCAGAACUAUCAUCCCAAGCAAUAAAUGACUUCGCUAAAACCAUUUUCACACGGCGGCCAAACAUCAAUUCUCUCUUUUCAACUCUCAGAGGAGAAGACCAUAAUUCUCCCAUCUCAAGUCCUUCAGGCUUAACUCCAAUUCACAAAAUGUCUGACAAGCCUUCCCCUGCCAAUGCAGAUGAAGGAAUAGCUGACGCUUAUUCAGACCCCGGCAUCUAUGAAGCUUUCUUUCUCGUUGGCGUCACAAAAUCAGAUCUAGGGAAUCCUAAUGUAAAACCUUCUAUAUUAUUUGAGUACCCUGAAGAAAGUUCUUCUAUAUCUGACGCUAUAAGGCACGUAAUCCCUGAUUUUUGUUUUCCUUCACAAAUUGAAAUGACCCAGCUGACCUUUGCAAAAUCAUCUGAAUAUGCAUCGAUUUUAUUCAGCCAAGCCUCAAAUAGAAGGCCAAAUUGUUAUAUUUUUACAUUACGGUCUGAAGAAUAUGAAGAUAUUGACGUAUGGAGAGGGAUUCCGAAUUAUUCGAAAGACGCUUUAUAUAUACUUUGUGUGCAGAUAGAUGAUAUUGAAAUGGGAGAAAAUAACGAAUUAGGCUGGCUGGUGCCAAAAUGCUAUUGUAUUGCUAGUUAUAUUCCUAUUUUUGAGCUUCAUUUUGAAAUUUUAUUUUCUUUAUUAAAAUUAAAAGGAAUGAGUAGAUCAGAAAAUCCGAUAGAAAGUUUGCCUUUAAUAUGUGAAAAUGAAGUGGAAUUGUUAAGAUACUAUUGGGAAUGCGACGAAAUUCAUCCAGGCAAAGAAAUUUCAAUCCAGGUAGGAUUAAUUGAAAUUUGGUACUGCUGUGGAGAUCUUAGCACGAUUGAUGUCCCAUGACUGUGCAUUCCGUUAUUUUCUUCACUUACAUUACAAGACUUUUUGUGGCUGAUUUUUGCAUUAGCACAGGAAAAAUCGAUUGUUUUUGUGUCUGAAAAUUUGGGGCUGGUCACAUCUUGUGUGCUUGGAGCUUUAGCGAUGCUGAGACCAUUGAAAUGGUCCAAUGUAACUAUUCCGAUUCUUCCUGACUCUUUAGUAGAGCUUCUUGAUUCGCCAGUUCCUAUAAUAACUGGGAUACAAAAUAUAAGCUGAAGAAUUCGUCAUGAUCUUGUAAACACUAUUUUUGUUAUGCUUGAUGAGCCAAAAAUAAACCAAAGAGUCCAAGGAGGACGAACAGUGGUUCACGACGUAAUUGAGCCUCAAGCUCUUGAAUUGAGAAAUACUAUUAAAGAUACAUACAAAUGUUUUGAAAAUAACAAAUACAUAUUCAAUCCAAAAGAAGCACAAAAAGAAGCAUCACUUGAAAUUUAUCAGUCAUUUAAUCUAUUUUGAAGCGAAAUCAUAAACAACUCUUUAGAUUCAUCAGACCCAAAAGAGCAACUAGAGUCUCUAAAGGCAGUUUUUCCUAAAGGUGAUUGGAAUUUUUUAGAAUUAAUUACAAAGACACAGAUGUUUAUAAAUUAUUUUCAAAAUAAUUACUAA
Messenger RNA from Blepharisma stoltei, 2078 nucleotides. The record is from the annotation of a GenBank genome assembly. Lineage: Eukaryota; Ciliophora; Heterotrichea; Heterotrichida; Blepharismidae.